AGAAAAACUUCAAAAACUUUCAAUUUCAUAUAAUUAACAAUACCUCAAAAAAAAAUUAUAUUUUAAAGUAUAAAUCAAGGUUAAAGCAAUUAAAAUAGGAUUUAUUUAAUCUAAACAUAAUUUAAAAUGAUGAUAGCAGAUACUUCAUCUAUCACUAUUUAGUAGUAUUAGAAAUAGAUAGAGAAUCAGCACAAAGAGCAAAAAAAAUAAGAUACUGAGAUAUAUGUGUGGGGAACGGAUAAAUAUGGAUAAUUAGGAUUAGGGCAUAAGCACUAAGGAAAGAAUUAUACUAUUCCAAAAAUAUGCUGUUACAAUCUUAUAAUUCGUACCGUAUCAUGCGGAGAAGAACACUCGGCAUUUAUAACAUAAAGAGGCCAUAUUUAUACAAUCGGAAGUAAUGAAGAUGGUAAGCUAGGAAUAUCUACAAAAUCAAUAACUUCUUCAUCUACACCUUGUUUAGUAGAAGAUUUAUCAAAGAUAAAAUGUUUAAGCUUGAGCUGCGGAUAAUCUCACACUAUCGCAGUUAUGUAAAACGGAGAAGUUUAUGGAUGGGGAGAUGGAUCUUAUGGUUAACUAGGUAACGGAAGCCAAGAAUCAAGAUUUGCUCCUACUAGGAUUGUUUCUGAAAAUAAUGAAUUUAUAUAAGUCUAAUGUGGAUCAAGACAUACGAUUUUAUUGGAUCUAAAGAAAAAAGCAUAUGUUUGUGGAAGUAAUGAAAAUGGAUAACUUGGUUUAAGAAGUACUAAAAUAGAGUUAUUUAUCAAAAAAUUAGAUAAUAAAGGGUUUAUAGAAGCUGCUUGUGGAUAAUUCCAUUCUCUGUUAUUGGAUGAAUAGGGAAGAGUUUAUUCAACAGGGGCUAAUUCGUUUGGAUAAUUAGGAAUUGGUACAAAAAAUAAUUAGUAUGAAUUCACAUAAAUCAAUAGUUUAGAAGGAGAAUAAAUUGUAAAGAUAGCUGCUGGUAGCCACAGUGCAGCUUUAAAUAAAAAAGGGGAGAUGUAUAUUUGGGGAACAGGAGUCUUUGGAGAAUAUUUAUUUCCCAAUAAAAUAAACAGACAUAGUUCAGGAACAACUUUCUCUGAUAUCUCAGUUGGAAAUUUUUUUGCGGCAGCUGUAGAUAUUAAUGGAGCUGUAUGGACUUGGGGUGCUAAUUCUAAUGGUGAGCUAGGUUAGGGAGAUUAUGAACCUAAAACAUUACCUUAAACUCUAUAAGCACUUAAAGGAAGACAUGUCCAAAAAAUAUGUUGUGGAGGAGGUUUUGCAAUGGCAUUAGGCUACAAAUUACCAAAAGAAAAUAAAUAAUAAUAAAAUGUAAACGAUAAAACAAUUGAUAAAAGCAUUAUAGAUAAAAGUACUUUAGAAAAGAGCAAUUAUUACUCAACAUAAUCACAUUAAAUGUUAUCUAUGAAACAUGAUGAUUUAAGAUAGUAACAUGAUUUAAAUAAUAUUUUGAAAAACUACUCUUCUGUAUCUAAUCAUAUUUCAAUAAAACCAAACUUAAACUAAAAUUAUUCUAUGAUUGUAGAAAGAACUGCUCCAAAAUUAAAAGAAACGUCACAUUCUCCUCUAUAAAAAUCACUAUACUUAGAGAAAAGGACAAACAAUUCAACUUCAACAACUAAAAAACUAUAAAAACCAAGUGUCUCUCCAUCAACUUCAAGCUAGAAAGUACUUAAAGAAAAUAAUGGAGCAACAGUUUUUGAUAAAAAGAGAAAGAAAUCUGUUGAGCGAUUAUGCUAGUAUUAAAAAGAAAACUAAACUCUAGAUUAUAAGCAACUCUAUCAUGUUCCUUCAAAUAUAGAUUAAAGAUCACUCUCUAUGUCUAAAUCAAGAAAAAAAUCAUCGACAAUUUCAACUUCAGCAUCUAUUAAUACAAAUAAAAUUAAUAAUCAUCAAUUUAAUUCAAAUGUUAACAAAGAAAAUAUUGGUGAUGAAUGCAUAUCAUCUAAAAGAAUAAGCAAAAAAUCGUUACACUCUACUUUACAAUUAGAUGAUGAUUAAAUAGAAAGAUACAAUAAAAAAAUAACAGAUUUAGAAAAAAAACUUUCUAAAGAAGUAGCUGAGAAAAAGACAUUAAAGUAAGAGAUAAGCAUCCUUAAAGAAAACUUAGAUGAAAUAUAAUUUGGUUAAUAAGGCUUGAAUGAGAUUAAUGAAACAAUGCAAAAAUAAUACACCAAGCUCUAUAAUCUAUAAAACGAUUAUGAUAAUUUACUUGUGAAGUAUUAGGAAAAGGAAUAAUAUCAUGAAAACAGCUAAACAGAUUUAUACAAAUGCAAAGAAUAGAUAAAUUAGCUCCUUAAAGAGCUUAAUUAUGCUAAAGAAGAAUCAAUCAAAAAAGAAAAAGAAAUAUUUUAACUAAAAGAUGAGAUUAUUCUUCUAGCUGAUGAUAAAAGGAAUAGCAAGCAAUAGCAAAACCAGUAAUAUGAAAGUUUGAUUAAACAGUUAUAAAUUGAACUUUCAGAUUGCAAAGCUUAGACAGGCUCAUACAAAAAUAUAUCUGAUACUUAUAGGUAGGAAAUAGAAACACUACGUAGAGCUAUAGAAAGUUACAAAGAAACAGAAGAAAUAGAAAGAAGACAAAGAGAGGAAAUUUUUAGAUAAAACGAGCUUCUUAAAAAAGAACUUGAUACAUAUAGAUCCAAAUUAGAUGACUCUCAUCGAGAGACAUAGGAAUAUAUUGCUGAGUUAAGAAGAGUAAAGAAAGAAAAAGAGUAAAAUAAUAUAAAUUAUAUUUAAUUAGAAGAUACUAUAAGAGAUUUAGAUCAUCAAAAAAAGAAGCUUUUGAUUGAGAAAAAUUAACUAGAAAGUGAUUUAUUGAAUUUGAGAGAGAAGAUUGAGGCAACUGAAAGAUAAGAAGUGGUUGCUGAAUAAAAAAUUAAUUAAUUAGUUUAGAUUAAAUAGACAUAUGAGUUCGAUAACGAAAAGCUAAAGCAUGAUUUAAAUCUUAAAAUAAAUGAGUUAAAUAAUUUAAAUGACAGAGUCUCUUCUCUUACUUAAAAACUUUAGGAUAUGGAAGAAAAGAAUACUUAAUUAACUGUCCUUCUUAACUAAGAAAUAGACAAACAAGCUAUGCAAUUUAAAUAAAGCAUGGAUAGUUAAUCUUAAUUGCUCAACUCAACUGGAAAAAAGCCAAUUUCAACUACAGAUUUAAUUUUAAACAACUAAUUUAGCCAUUCAAGCAAAAAAUCUGCUAAUAAACCAGCUGAUAAUAGCAACAUUCUUAUUAAAUCGCUCAUUUAUUCUGAUUAAAAAUAAUUUGAGAAUUAAAUUAGUGAUCUUUAAAAGUCAUUGAAACAUCAAAGAUCUAAAUCCAUAGACUCUUGUUUUAAUAUUACUUAAAAAACAGGAUCUAACUUAUAUAAUUAAUAAAAUUAAAUUAAUUUAAAUAACUAAUUUGGUUAAAUUAAUACUUAGCCUUUUGACUCUAAUUUAAAAAAUUCUUAAAAAUCUUUAGAAAAUCUUCAUAACUUAAGCAACUUUUCAGGAGAUCCAUUACCUACUUUUAGCGAAUAUGAUUUUUCUAAUACCAAAAACAAGGAUUUAAUUUUUAAUUCUGCUAAAAAAUCGGUAAACAGAAGUGAUGAAAAAUACUCAUUUACACCUGAAUAAGUAUAAAAGAACCACAUUUAUAUAUAGGAGAAUUACGAGUAAAAGAACCAAUAGCAAAAUUAAUACAAAGUAAGAAGCGCUUCUGCUUAAAAGCUACUAAAUUUGAUAGAAAGGACAGGAGAUUAAGUGAAUAAGAAAAGAGAAGUAUCUCCUUUCAAAAAAACACCUGAAAAAGCUGUAACCUUUUCCAACAUAAACCAGACAUCCCCCUUUACAAAUCAUCAUCAAAAUUCGAAGAGCAAUAAAAAAUAAUAGUUAGAAUAAAUUUAGGAAGAAAAACCUCUUGAAGAAACUUAUUAAUCUAAGGAUUUGCUUGAAUUAACAAAUGUACGCUAGAGAUUAGCAGAGAUGAGAAAAACAAAAGACAUGGUCUUUUCUCGUAUGAUGGAUUUUGACACAAAAAUUAAAAAAUUUACUGAAUAGUAAGAAAAAAUACUAAAAAAUAAUUGAUUUAAAAGAUUCAUUAAUUAAAUAAAGUAUAUUUAGCAUUAAACUAUAAUAAAUUCAAAUUAUAAAAUUAAAGAUAAUUAUAUAUUAAAUAGCUUGUGAAUAAUUAAUUAACUAACUGUAUGUACAUAUUUUUCUAUCCAUUUACAUCUUAUGUAAUAUUUGUUAUAGAUUU
Molecule: messenger RNA, 4228 nt
Organism: Tetrahymena thermophila SB210
Lineage: Eukaryota; Ciliophora; Oligohymenophorea; Hymenostomatida; Tetrahymenidae
Exons: 13
Source: RefSeq, a predicted model, not a curated record